AUGCCCUUCUCGCGCUAUCUCGACCAGUCGCCCAGUGACUCGCCCACGUACGCCCACCCCUCCGCCUCCCACUCCGACGCCGCCCUCGGCCUCGACCCCUCCACCUUCUCCUCCAACGUCCAGUUCCAGGUCCCCAACCUCAUCUUCGGCGCCCCCACCAUCGCACCCGGCGGCGGUGCAGAAGUCCUCCCACCCGGCUUCAUCUCCACUCAUGGCCCCCUUACCGCCUCCUGCCCCUCUACCUCCUCUGCUCCACCAAAGUACCACCUGCCCUGUCCCGACAAUCCGUAUCCAACCUAUCCUUCUCCACAACUGCCUGUUCCACCAGGCUAUCGUCAUCCGUACGGCACACCCACUCCUUCGCCUCCCACCUCCCUCUCCUUGCCCACAGCCCUUGGCCUUCCCGUCUAUUCGACCUCUGGCUUCGACCUCCUCUCUAUCCUUGCUCGUGUAGCGAACCGACCACAUCCAAAGAUCGUUCUGGGGCCAGUAGACCUCACUUGCUCCUUCGUCGUCUCCGACGUCCGCCGUUAUGACUCGCCCAUAGUAUACGCUUCACCGACAUUCUGCAGGCUCACUGGCUAUGACGAGCACGAAAUCCUCGGCCGCAACUGUCGAUUCCUCCAGAGUCCCGACGGCCGCGUCCAGCGCGGCGAGCAGCGCCGCCAUACCGCCCCCGAAGCCGUCCUCCAUCUCAAGCGCUGCACCUCCCAGGACAAGGAGUGCCAGACCAGCAUGAUCAACUACCGCAAGGGCGGCGCCGCUUUUAUCAACCUCGUCACCGUCAUCCCCAUCCUUGGCGGCGUCAACGGAGCGCUUGAUGAGGCCGAUGAGGUCGUCUACCACGUCGGCUUCCAGGUCGACCUCACCGAGCAGCCAAGCGCCAUCCUUCAGAAGCUCCGCGACGGCUCCUAUCUCGUCGACUACUCUCGCAAGCUCAACCUCCCCACGCUCAGCGGCCACUCCACAUCCACCCGCGACUGGCGCGCCGCGUCCUCCGGAGGCGCCGGUGUCUCGCCCGAACUGCACGCACUGCUCGAGAAUCCCGCUUUGGUUGACUCGCUUCCGAUCUCGACGGGCACGAUGGGCUCCGCGACGCCCGCGGUGGGCGAGAAGCCCGAUCCGCUCGACGGGAACCGCCUCUUGAGCCUCGUGCUGCUCGAGCACGCGCCCGACUUUGUCCACGUCGUCUCGCUCAAAGGCGCUUUCCUGUACGUUGCGCCGAGUGUGCGCCGAGUGCUCGGCUAUGAGCCCGAGGAGCUCGUCGGACGGAGUAUCGCCGAAUUCUGCCAUCCCGCGGACGUCGUCCCGCUCAUGCGCGAGCUUAAGGAGUCCAGCGGGCCCAUCACAAGCGGGCACGCGCUCUCCAUCGGGGCAUCAUCCACAACGCCAACAGGAGGAACGGAAAACAUCCCGCGCAAAGUUGACCUGCUGUUUAGAAUGCCGACCAAGGCAGGCACGUUCGUGUGGGUCGAGUGUCGUGGCCGCCUGCACGUCGAGCCUGGCAAGGGGCGCAAGGCGAUCAUCCUCAGCGGGCGCGUGCGCCACAUGCCACGGCUCGACUGGGGCCCGAUUGAGCGCUCGGGCGGGCUGUCCGCGCCGGUCGUCGCGCACACGGACAACGCUGAGGAGGAGCACGUCGAGCUCGAGCGCGAAUUCUGGGGGGUGCUGAGCACGGAUGGGACGUUCCUCUUUGUGGGUGCGGCUGUGAGGGAUGUGCUCGGCUGGGGCGCGGGCGAGGUCAUCGGGCGCACGUUGAGGGAUUUGAUCGGCGGGGCGGCGCCUGCGGAGGCGCAGCGCGUGGUGGAGGAGGAGCUCGCAAGGGUGUGUGCGGAAGGCCCGGGCGUGGGCAUGGAUGCACGCACCGUAAGCUGUGAGAUGAAGCGCCGAGACGGCACACAGGUAUCUGUGCAGGUCGUGCUGUACCGUUCGCAGGACGGCACGGAGCCGCUGCAGUGGACGACGAGCCAGGCAUCUGCGUCCGCGAAUGCUAUCCCGGAUGCGAAUCAAGGGCCGGUGGUGUGCCAGGUGAAGCUGUACGGCAGCGGAGGGAGGUCGCGCUCGGGGCUGGUGCACCACGUGGGCGAUAGCGUGUUCGACGAGUUGCAGACGGCGCGGGGGAGUAGCUGGCAGUACGAGCUGCAGCAAGUCAAGUUUGCGAACCAGCGGCUCGUGGACGAGGUCGCGGCGCUCGAGGCGGCGAUUGCGGCCAAGGCUCGCCAGCCCUCAACGCCUCAGCUCCACUUACCGUCGAUGCACCAGGUCGUGUCGCCUUAUGCGCCUGCGCACGAGUAUGCAGAGUCGCAGAUGCCGUCGUACCCGCCUCAGCGCGUCGACGCACACCCCUCGCAGGACUGGCGGAUGCACGGCCAUUUGUCGUCGUGGAGUGACCUGCAGACGGCCAUGCCGAUGAUGCCCAUGAAGCGGUCAUGGGAGGGCGUAGGCGACCCCGGGGGGCCGACCUGA
Molecule: messenger RNA, 2466 nt
Organism: Laetiporus sulphureus 93-53
Lineage: Eukaryota; Fungi; Basidiomycota; Agaricomycetes; Polyporales; Laetiporaceae
Exons: 3
Coding region: 1-2466 (821 amino acids)
Biological process (GO): regulation of DNA-templated transcription
Cellular component (GO): nucleus
Source: RefSeq, a predicted model, not a curated record